Theobroma cacao (cacao) is the source of this 1363-nucleotide messenger RNA. RefSeq names its product methionine aminopeptidase 1B (gene MAP1C). Lineage: Eukaryota; Viridiplantae; Streptophyta; Magnoliopsida; Malvales; Malvaceae. Gene Ontology annotation, molecular function: metalloaminopeptidase activity. The record is from RefSeq and is a predicted model, not a curated record. Gene Ontology annotation, cellular component: chloroplast. Gene Ontology annotation, biological process: proteolysis.
AAACCCGUAUAGAACCCCUGGCGGCUUGCGAGUGGCCGUGGAGGAGCAUUAUCUUGAAAGCCUUUUAAACUCUGGGGGAAAUGGGUUUCUCUGUUUCAGUCUCCCAUGGCCUCUCUUCACAACUCUCAUCUUCCUUACACGGCCAACACGUGUCAUCAUCAUCGUCAAAAUCAACUUUAUUCAUGGCGUUCCCGCUCACUUCCUCUGCUUCUACUCUCUCUGGGAAAGAGCGUCGUUUUGAACAUAAGCUGGUUGUUUAUUCCAAGAAGGUGUCGGGUUUAGAUGAAGCAAUGAGAAUAAGGAGAGAGCGUGAACUUCAGAGUACGACAAAGUUUAGAAGAAGGCCUCCUUUGAGGCGCGGGAAGGUGUCAUCACAUCUUCCUGUGCCUGGCCAUAUACCAAAGCCUCCUUAUUUAAGUUCAAAUAUAUUGCCUGAAAUUUCUAGCGAGCAUCAGAUUCAUGAUGCUGAAGGCAUUGCUCAAAUGAGGGCUGCAUGCGAGCUUGCUGCUCAAGUCUUAGACUAUGCAGGAACAUUAGUUAGGCCAUCAGUGACAACAGAUCAAAUUGACAAAGCUGUGCACCAGAUGAUAAUUGAGGCGGGUGCUUAUCCUUCACCUCUUGGCUAUGGUGGGUUUCCCAAGAGUGUAUGUACUUCAGUUAAUGAGUGCAUGUGCCAUGGAAUACCUGAUUCUCGGCAGCUACAGAAUGGAGACAUAAUAAACGUUGACGUGACUGUGUACCUAAAUGGUUAUCAUGGAGACACCUCAAAGACAUUUCUCUGUGGAGAUGUUAGUGGUGCACUUAAGCGCCUUGUAACAGUAACUGAGGAGUGCAUGGAGAAAGGCAUAGCUGUUUGCAAAGAUGGUGCUAGUUUCAAGAAAAUUGGAAAAAGAAUAAGUGAGCAUGCUGAAAAAUAUGGUUAUGGAGUGGUGGAGCGUUUUGUUGGGCAUGGUGUCGGGACUGUUUUUCAUUCUGAACCAAUUAUAUUGCAUCACCGUAACGAAAAUCCUGGCGUUAUGGUUGAAGGUCAAACAUUUACCAUUGAACCAAUUCUUACACUGGGAGGCAUCGAGUGUGUCACAUGGCCUGACAACUGGACAACUUUGACCGCUGAUGGCAGCCCAGCUGCACAAUUUGAACAUACCAUCCUAAUUACUAGAACCGGUGCCGAAAUUUUGACAAAAUGUUGACACACAAAUCAUUUAAUUGAUUAUAUUUUCUUUCCACCAUCAUGUUUUUCUAUAUCAUGCAUAUAUAGAAAAGGUAAAAAGUGGCUGCCUUCAUAGGAUUCCUGUAAAGUGACAGAAUGUUAAGGUUGUUGGAAAAUGGAAAUGAUAUUUUAGCCAAUGGCAAUUCUGAUGUA